AUGCUGUCCAGAUCUCUGCGGCCGGUCACGGCGCGAGUCUCGAAUCUUGCGACAAAUCCCAUUCGGUCAGCCGUGUUUCCAGGGCAUUUCAGCAUACGAACAAUCGCAAUUGCAACAGAUGUGACGACUUCGAUCCCCGAGCCCGCAACCACACCGUCUACCUCUGAAGCCAAGGCGCCUCGGGUCCUGCCCUACUUCAUCGGCCGCAACAAUUUUGGCGCAAUUCCUGCAUACCAUAGGGAGAAACGUGGUGGAAAUCUCAAGCUCACCAUUCUCAAAAGAGCUGAAGGUGACCUAAUGGCGCUGAAGCAAGAUCUCAAAGCUGCGUUACAACUAUCCGACGACGAAGUGUCCAUAAACAGUAAAACGAGGCACAUAGUAGUAGAUGGUCAUAAGCGUCUUCAAGUAUUGAACUUCGUGAAGACGAUGGGCUUCUGA
Molecule: messenger RNA, 438 nt
Organism: Xylaria bambusicola
Lineage: Eukaryota; Fungi; Ascomycota; Sordariomycetes; Xylariales; Xylariaceae
Product: mitochondrial large subunit ribosomal protein-domain-containing protein
Exons: 2
Coding region: 1-438 (145 amino acids)
Biological process (GO): translation
Cellular component (GO): ribosome; mitochondrial large ribosomal subunit
Molecular function (GO): structural constituent of ribosome
Source: RefSeq, a predicted model, not a curated record